Molecule: messenger RNA, 1539 nt
Organism: Chaetomium globosum CBS 148.51
Lineage: Eukaryota; Fungi; Ascomycota; Sordariomycetes; Sordariales; Chaetomiaceae
Exons: 2
Coding region: 1-1539 (512 amino acids)
Biological process (GO): protein phosphorylation
Cellular component (GO): nucleus; mediator complex
Molecular function (GO): ATP binding; cyclin-dependent protein serine/threonine kinase activity; RNA polymerase II CTD heptapeptide repeat kinase activity
Source: RefSeq, a predicted model, not a curated record
AUGAACAACCAUUACCAUCCAACCGGACACCGAGACGCCAAGACAUAUGCCGGCGAUCGACCCUGGCCUCAGUGGCCGGGGGUUCCGUCUGGUUUGUCCAGCUCAUCGGGGCUCUUGCAGAACCGUUAUUACGCACCCGCCGGUCCCUUUCCCCUCCUCCCUUACUUCGGCGAGCUCGGAGCAGGCCCGGACACAGCCAUGAACCAGGCCAAACGCCAGAGGGCUGAAGUCAGCUACCAGCAGCCGAGGCCUUACCCGACGGGCCGCGGGACCGGAUCCAUGGGCUACCAAAGCAAGGUGCGGGUAACAGACAAGUACAAAGUCGUCGGCUUCAUCAGCAGCGGCACGUAUGGCCGCGUCUACAAGGCCCUGGGCCGUCACGGCCAGCCGGGCGAGUUCGCCAUCAAGAAGUUCAAGCCCGACAAGGAAGGGGAGCAAGCAUCGUACACGGGCAUCUCGCAGUCGGCCGUUCGGGAGAUGGCGCUGUGUUCCGAACUCCACCAUCCCAACGUGAUCCGGCUAGUCGAGAUCAUCCUGGAGGACAAGUGCAUCUUCAUGGUCUUCGAGUAUGCCGAACACGACCUGCUGCAGAUCAUCCACCACCACACCCAACAACCCCGCCAUCCGAUACCACCCAACACCAUCAAGAGCAUCAUGUUCCAGCUGCUCAAUGGCUGUCAAUACCUCCACACGAAUUGGGUGCUGCACCGCGACCUCAAGCCUGCCAACAUCAUGGUGACCUCGAGCGGUGAGGUCAAGAUCGGCGAUCUCGGACUCGCCCGUCUCUCCUACAAGCCUCUCCACAGUCUUUACGGCGGGGAUAAAGUGGUGGUCACAAUAUGGUACCGAGCACCCGAACUGCUUCUUGGCAGUCGGCACUACACGCCGGCGAUCGACAUGUGGGCUCUGGGCUGCAUCUUUGCCGAGCUGCUCUCGCUGCGACCGAUAUUUAAGGGCGAGGAAGCCAAGAUGGACAGCAAGAAAACGGUGCCGUUCCAGCGAAACCAGAUGCAGAAGAUCGUUGACAUUAUGGGCCUCCCGACGAAGGAGCGCUGGCCGUUGCUGACCAGCACCACCGAGUACAGCCAACUCUCGACCCUCCAGCCCCCCAUCCACCACGGUGGACACCACGGUCACCACUACCAAUCACAACGCCAAGCAGCAGCAGCCAACGCCGGAGUAAGCCACCUCGAGAAGUGGUACUACAACACCAUCAACCAACAAACCGGCGGGUCCGGCCCUGGGUCGGGCACGAGCCCGCUGGCGAGCCUCGGGGCGGAGGGGUACAAGCUGCUGGCGGGCCUGCUCGAGUACGACCCGCAGCGACGGCUGACGGCGGCGGCGGCGCUGCAGCACCCCUUCUUCAGCACCGGCGACCCCGUCAGCGCCAACUGCUUUGAGGGCCUCAAGACCGAGUACCCGCACCGCCGCGUCAGCCAGGACGAUAACGACAUCCGCACCAGCUCGUUGCCGGGGACCAAGCGUAGUGGCUUGCCCGACGACUCGCUCCGUCCUGGGAAGCGCGUUAAAGAGGGGUAG